Molecule: messenger RNA, 447 nt
Organism: Linnemannia hyalina
Lineage: Eukaryota; Fungi; Mortierellomycota; Mortierellomycetes; Mortierellales; Mortierellaceae
Source: the annotation of a GenBank genome assembly
AUGGUAAAUGCGGUAGGUGCCGUUAUCGCCAGUUUGGUAGUCGACCGUCUUAUCGCUUCCGAGACAGCAGCCAACCUCAGGAAGUUGGAAUUGUAUACGUUUGGAAGUGCGGCGAAUCAUAUGCACGGUCAAGGUGACCUCGCCCACAUUGAGCACUUUGCAAAUGAGGGCGACUACGUCGCACGGACGGGUAUCUUGUCAUAUCAACCGGUAGUCCUGCCAGGAAACCGAUAUGACGGCCAAAUUUACAUCAACCAAACUGGAGUAGGUCAUUUGUUGAAUACGCACUACCUCUCUGGCACGUUCGUUGCGGGAGGUACAGCGGCGCUGUCAAACUUGGCAAAAUAUCUUGGUGGAGGUGGAGGGCUAUUGGGAGGUGGACCAGGAGGAGGUGGUGGGCCAGGAGGUAAACCAGGAGGAGGUGGGGGACCUGGAGGCGGAACUUGA